Trichophyton rubrum CBS 118892 is the source of this 2605-nucleotide messenger RNA. RefSeq lists its product as uncharacterized. The record is from RefSeq and is a predicted model, not a curated record. Bases 1415 to 2233 code for a protein of 272 amino acids. Lineage: Eukaryota; Fungi; Ascomycota; Eurotiomycetes; Onygenales; Arthrodermataceae. The transcript has a single exon.
GAAGAGGCCGGCGGCGAAAUGGAAGACCGGUUUGGUAGCUGCUUGCGACCGCACAUCAAGUUAGUCCAUAUACCUGCAGACGAUGGGGAUGUGAUGUGUGUUUGGUGUCCCGGCCGGCCUUACUGGUGGUGGUGGUGGUACUCCUCAGCGCAUCAGACCUGGAUCCAUUAGACAUCCUUUACACGCCCUCCGGGAGAAGGCCGGCGACAGAGGACUGGCUAGUAGAGCAAUAGAGCAGCAGAAGGAGAGAAAUAGAAGGAAUUGGAGCUGUUUGGUUAUCGAGCUGUGCUGCCAGCUUGCAUGACGCUGUGUGUGUGCUGCGUGAGAGAGACGGUCAACUGCGGCCCAUGGUGGUCGGUCGGGUCAGAAUCUCAUGGCUCAUGGCAUCGCAGGGCCUCUGCUGGGCUGGGAAUCCGUCUAUUCGUCUGUUGUCACGGCCUCAGCGGUAUCAGUGACCAGUUGAUCCGUAGUCAGUAGUGUUAACUAGUUAGUUGAGAGUUCGCGAACUUGACGUCAACCAGCAAAGAAAAAAAAAAGAUGAAGAUAUAUAAAGAGCCGAAAGAUCCGCCACCAAGCAACGGCGGCCACGCAAAAAAAGGGCGUUGGAUCUGCCUGCGAUGGACGGAACAAGCGAGGCCGCAGAUGGCAUGCUUGGAUGUGAUGGAUUCCAGCACUUUUUAUGCAUGAGACAGCUCAGUAAUGGCUGCUGUAGGCACGGCCACGGCGACGACUUGCUGGGCGCGGAUGGAUGCAAAAUCCGGCCUGUGGAAGAGCGCCUGCAUGGCAGCCGGAAGGGCUGACAAUGGCCUUCAAAUGCUUUUAAUGCUUUCAUGCGUGUUGAUGACGGCCUCUCGUUGAUAUAAAUGUUGAUAUUAGCUGUGACUGCGGUCGCUAAGUUAACUAUUUAUCUAUCAGCAACACCUACAUCAACAUCUACAUCAAUCUACAUCUACGCAGCAGUGACCCAGGGACAGGCAGACGGACGGCGGACAGGCAUCACCCGCAUCGCUGGCACUGUCAUCACCGUCUUCACCAUCCUCGUCGUCGCCUCGCUGGCAGCUCUUGGUAUCGAGGUCGAGACGCUGACUUGGCGCCGUUGCCAGGCCAGCGAGCCAGCGACGGGCAGACAUGGAUCGAGACCGCAGGACGAGGACGGUGAUGUCAAGUCACUCUGCGUCUUCUCUGCCCUCCUGCAGCUCUUGUCUUCUCUUCCUUCUCCCACCGUCCCCAUCGCAUGGCCAGCCUCUCGACGACGGCCUGACCUCUCGAUCUCGACCGCAACCCCAGACACCCCUUGUGCAAUCCAGGUAAACACAACAACAACAACGCCUGCAGCAGCAGCAGCACACAACACCACAAGAUAACAAGAGCCAGCAGAAGAGCCUCAUGAAUUAGGCCGGGAUAUAAACAAGCCAUGAUGCUGAUGCAGGCAAACCUCCUGCUGCUCGCUGUCCUCCCGGCCCUCGCAGCAGAGUCGGCGCCCUUCCAUGCCCCCGCAGCCCGCAGCAAUCUCGACAGCUCGUUCUCUCUCUUCGGCUUUGGCUUCACUCCCAGGCUCGCCCGGCUCGUCAGACGGGAAGAUCUCUGCCCGUCGCACUUCAGUUCCUGCGCCUUCUUGGGCAGCCCGCAGGCCUGCUGCCAGCCUGAGUCGAUCUGCUCCCGCGAUGCCGCAAACAACAUCGCCUGCUGCCCCCUCGGCGCAGAAUGCACCGGCAGCCUGAUGGGCACCACCUCGACUGCAGCAACCUCGCAGAUGCCCGGCCCGGCCCCAGCACCAACACCUACAUCGACCUCAUCGGGCUUUAUGUUCCCGCAACCGGGCACCACGGCUGCCCCGACGCACACGGGCUCGACGGUGCCGGGAGCUCCCUUCCCGUUCGUCUAUAUCCCCACGACAUUCCAUGACUCGGCAGAGUGCGUUCGCUCUUACUCUGGCUGUCAGUCGCAAUUCUCGGCCUGCACAGCUUCUCUCGGCGGUGCGUACGGAGUUACUAUCAACGGAGGGAACGGCGCCGGAGUCACUGUGCAGGGUGCUGCUCCCACCGGCAACGGACAGGCCAUUUGCUCCAGCCUCCUGCUGCGGGCCUGCUUCGGCCUCCAGGAGGGCUACUGUACCGCCUUUGCAAACGGCGGAGGCACUCCCAACGGCUCGCCACAGCCACCUCACAGACAGUCGGCCCUAUACGAGAUUCUUAUGGGAUUGUCAAUCGCGAUCGCCGGGAUGAUUGCUUGAUUUCUCUCUCUCUCUCUCUCUUUCUCUUCGGUAUUAUUUUCUGCCCGUCAGCGUGACCAUUUAUCUACUGCAACCUAACGCUUGUGCUCCUUGUUUUACGAGUCCUCCCCCCUUGAUGUACCCUGGGCGCAAAACUGGAUGGAAACGAAUGUUUGUAUGUUUUUUAUUUCUUGGACGGCUUUUUUCCGCUUCUUUUUGCUCGUGCAGCAGCAGUACAUAUUAUAUACUUAUAGCCCCUUUUUCCCAUAGCCAAAAUGACGAGCUAAUCUUUGGAUAUCCCUAUUUUGCCCCAUGUUUCCUAAUCAUAUAUACUUAUGUACCUUCUCUACUCCGUAUGCAACGGCUAUGCCCUUGGCUGGCUCGAUGCUGGAG